This is a messenger RNA of Penicillium mononematosum, 870 nucleotides long. Its product is annotated as GFA family protein. The transcript has 2 exons. The coding region runs from base 1 to 870 and encodes 289 amino acids. The record is from RefSeq and is a predicted model, not a curated record. Gene Ontology annotation, molecular function: carbon-sulfur lyase activity. Lineage: Eukaryota; Fungi; Ascomycota; Eurotiomycetes; Eurotiales; Aspergillaceae.
AUGAACCACCGAACCUGGAUGGGCUCCAGGAAUACCAACAGUCCAAACACGACAUGUGGUGCCCACGUCUUCGCUCGCUUGCAGCCCGAGGGACAGUUUCUAGUUGCCUCAGGGUUGUUGGCAGGAAAGAACGUUCCCUCGGUCCGAGCGGUUGAGCACUGGAAAAGCAGCGAUACUGGUGACGGUGGGCUAAGUGCGGUGCUCCCUGGAACUGAGUCCACUGUCACAGGUUGCAGAUUAGGUUCUUCAACCAGCAUCGAGAGCCCUAACCGAGAAUCAACAAACCCGGUAGAAUACACAUCAACAAGCCAGCAUUUGUAUGCACGUUGCUUCUGUGGGGGAGUUGAGUUUUAUAUCACCAAACCGGAUGUGUCGUCUUUACAAGCAUCCUCGCCAUGGCCAGAUCUCCUGGUUCCAUACCACACCGGUUCUGGGGCGAAUCCUAACGAUAUCAAAUGGUGGUUGCGAGAUGGUGAUACGAAAUAUAUCGCAGGAACCUGUGUCUGCAGCAGCUGUCGAUUGAGCAGUGGAUUUCCUAUCCAGACCUGGGCAUUUGUGCCGAAGUCCAACAUCUUCAAUGCAGACGGUUCACCGCUUGUGUUCAAUGCAGGGACCAUGCAGCGACAUAGAAGUUCACCUGGGGUAUAUAGGGAAUUCUGCAGCUGCUGUGGGGCUACUGCCUUUUGGCACUGUGAUGAACGACCACUGCUAAUUGAUGUGAGUGUGGGUUUGCUUCAGGCAAAUGGUGCUCGAGCUGAGGACUGGUUGGAAUGGGCCACAGAUCGUAUCAGCUUUGCUGAGAUGGCAGUGCAACAUGAUUUAAUCCAUAUUCUAGAGGAGGGCCUCAAGAUAUAUUCAAAGAGAAACUAG